This is a messenger RNA of Owenia fusiformis, 377 nucleotides long. Lineage: Eukaryota; Metazoa; Annelida; Polychaeta; Sabellida; Oweniidae. The record is from the annotation of a GenBank genome assembly.
AAUCUCUACUGAGUAACUCCUUUGCAGCACACGCAAGUUCGUCUCAAGGUUCUGCCAGCUAUGGACUAUUUAGUGGUGGUAAAUUCGAGGCCAGUCAGAAUACACAAGAAAAACAAAAUAAGAAUCAAGAAGCAACAAAGGACACAUCUUCUUCCUCUGGAAGUGCUGCAAAUAAUCAAAGGACUGCUCAAAAUUAUGCAAACUCGUAUCUGUCAGUUGAGGGUGGUGACGAGGAAAUUGCAUCAAUAAUUAGCGAUUUUUAUGAUCCUGGAUUCACGUCAAAAAUCGAAGCGUGGCUACAGUCGAUCCCUGAUUACCCCAGGCCAUUUUCCUUCCAUCUGGGCAAGAUAACCGAGCUGUUUGACAUGAACGCAGAA